AUGGGUAAAAAGAUAAAAAAGGUUAAAAAGCAAAGAGAUUUGAUGACAGAAGAAGAUAGAAUCAAACCAGAUAUUGAAGGAUGGUUGACAAAAGAAGGAGGACGUAUCAAAACAUGGAAGAGACGAUUUUUUAUAUUAAAGAAUAAUAGAAUGACCUAUCUAAGAGACAAGGGCGAUUUAUAUUGUAAAGGAAAAUUUGAUUUGGAGCCAUCGUCGAGUGUGAUGGUUGUAUCGCCAAGAGAGUUUUGUGUCAUCACUUCAAAGAGAUCAUACCCCAUUCUGGCAGACUCACCAAACGACGCACAAAAUUGGUGUGAAGCUAUAAACAGAGUAUUGGAAAGAAUUAGAGGAAACAAAAUAAUAUAUGUACCAACUGGUACAAGUCCAUCCAAUACACCAAUCAUAUCAACUAGUCCUGGACAAUUACAACAACCACCUCAACCUCAACCUCAACCACAAUUUUCAUAUACUCCAUUUGUUAAUGGACAACCUUUAAAUCAAAAUAAUCAAUAUAAUACAAUAUCAAAUAAUAAUAAUAAUAAUACUAACUUUAAUCAAAAUAAUCAAAAUCAAUAUAAUAAUAAUCAACAGAAUAAUAAUAAUCAGAAUAAUGGAACAACACAACAAACACCAAAGAAACAACAAGUACAAGUAGGAUGGAAUUUUAAUUUACCUUCGGGAGUAUCAUUUUUGAAUGAUCAAAAUGCACAAAUACAAAUUAGAAUUAUAAAUGCUCGUAAUUUGUUGGGAUCAAGAGCUGGAGAUCAUUUGGAUGAACGUGAUCCGUAUGUAAAGAUUCGUACCACUGGAAAUACAAAAUCUAAUCAAUUCUUGGCCGAAACAUCAGUGGUCGAGAGUAGUUUAAAUCCAAGAUGGGACGAGACGUUUAUUGUCCCCAUCGACAAUGUGCUGACCGAUAUGGUCAUCAUUGAAGUACACGAUCACCUAUCCAAGGACUUUUUGGGUUUCGUCGGUAUCGAUUUUUACGCUCAGCCAUCGUAUGUCAUGCAAUACAUUAGUUGGCGUCAGUCUCUGCCAGGCACCUCUAAAAACGGGGCAUCCAAACUCAAAGAAAUUGGUGUGUUGGACAAAAAGAACAGACUACCAUUGUCGUCCAAGUCGGACGGUCCAUACUCUAAAAAGAGUGUUAUCAAAGACUACGAGAUUCGAGGUGGAUGGCUAAAGUUGGGCAAAGAUUAUUUGUGUAGUAUAUACUCUAACCAAAUUGCCCAAAUGAAUGACCUAACCCGAUCAACCAGUAGUACCACCAGCACCACCAGUAAUAUGAGCGAGACCAACAACAACAACAAUAGAUUCAGUCAAAACAGCGAUGGAGACAUUAGAAAGAUAAUCAGUUUUGCUCAACAAAUACAAUUGUCUAGUUCAAAUGAUUCUGUUGCCACAACAGCAUCGGCAUCGUCUGCAUCAACAGCAACAGCAACCACCACAGCAACAUCAGUGGUUGUGACUGAAUGUACUACUGGCGAUGGGGCAUCAACAACCAAACCAUCUUCAUUAUCACUACUUAAUAAAGAAAGAGAUGAAUAG
Molecule: messenger RNA, 1548 nt
Organism: Cavenderia fasciculata
Lineage: Eukaryota; Evosea; Eumycetozoa; Acytosteliales; Cavenderiaceae
Exons: 3
Coding region: 1-1548 (515 amino acids)
Biological process (GO): positive regulation of gene expression
Source: RefSeq, a predicted model, not a curated record